AUGGUGUGGGUCGCUCCCGCAGCACAGCGUGAGGCCAUCGUCCCACUUUUGGUUUUGCCUCCGCAUGCCAAAUUCUCUGAUAACCCUAGGGAUUUGAUUAACCUAUUAGAAACUGUCUUGUUCACUCAUCAGCCCAGUUGGGAUGAUUGUCAGCAGCUCCUCCAGAUCCUGUUUACCACAGAGGAGCGAGAGAGAAUCCAAAAUGAGGCCAGAAAAUUGGUUCCUGGCGACAAUGGUCAACCCACCACCAAUGUUGACACUAUCAACAUUUCUUUUCCUUUGUCUCGGCCUGACUGGGACUUCAACAUGGCAGAAGGUAAGGAGGGGCUCUGGGUCUAUCGCCAGGCUCUGUUGGGGGGUCUCAAAGCAGCUGCUAGAAAGCCCACCAAUUUGGCUAAGAUAGGGGAUGUACAGCAGGAGCCGAACGAAAGCCCUGCAGCCUUCCUAGAAAGAAUUCAGGAAGCCUUCUGUAGGUAUACUCCUAUGGACCCAGAAGCAAAUGAGACAAAGGCAGCUGUAAUAAUACAUUUUGUCAACCAGGCGGCUCCAGAUAUUAAGAGAAAGUUACAGAAAGUAGACAGAUUAGGAGAAAAGAGUAUUCAGGACUUAGUGACAGUGGCAGAGAGAGUGUAUAACAACCGGGAAACUGCAGAGGAAAGACAGGUGAAAGCUAAUGACUGCCAGACUAGAAACCUGGCUCGGAUUCUUCUGGCCACCACUGUGGGAGAGCUGAAGGAACAUGAAGGUCGUCUGAGAAAAAUUGUGGUAGAAAGAGAAGGUAAGGAAAAUGCAGGGAGCACCCCCGGUUGGGAAAAAAAUCAAUGUGCUUACUGCAAAGAGGAAGGCCACUGGGCCAAAGAGUGCCCCAAAAGACAACAGGAAAGUCGCCCCAAGACCCCCAUCCUGGCUAUAGAUGAACUGAGUAACUAGGGGGGACAGGGUUUGGCACCCCUCCCCGAGCCCAGGGUAACCCUAAAAGUGGAGGGGAGACCUGUCGAGUUCCUACUAGAUACAGGAGCUCAACAUUCAGUCCUACUUGAACCUCAUGGCCAUGUUUCUGACAAAACUUCCUGGGUUCAAGGAGCCACAGGCAUGAAAAAGUAUUCAUGGACUACCCAGAGAACGGUGGACUUGGGAGUGGGCCGGGUAACCCACUCAUUUAUUAUUAUACCAGACUGCCCCUACCCUUUGUUGGGAAGAGACUUGCUCACUAAAUUAGGGGCCCAAAUCCAUUUUGAGCCCAGGGGCGCAGAGGUCCUUAACCAAGAGGGAAAGCCCAUCCAAGUGUUGACCAUGGGGCUAGAGGAUGAGUAUCUGCUACACCAGAAACAGUCCCCUCCUGAUCCUGACAUGAAACAAUGGCUUGCCAUGUUCCCGCGAGCAUGGGCUGAGACUGGGGGCAUGGGGCUGGCUGCACACAGGACACCUGUGUUCGUAGAGAUAAAGCUAGGAGCAGACCCUGCACGAGUUCGCCAAUAUCCCAUGUCCCUAGAGGCCCGCGAAGGGAUAACUCCGCACAUCAGAAAGUUGCUGGCUCAGGGUAUUCUGAGGCCCUGCCAAUCUGCCUGGAACACCCCCUUGUUGCCGGUGCAGAAACCUCACUCAAAUAACUAUUGACCAGUACAGGACCUCUGUGAGGUGAACAAGAGGGUCAUAGAUAUCCACCCUAUGGUGCCUAAUCCAUACACCCUUCUGAGCUCACUUCCCCUGAGCCAUCAAUGGUACAUGGUCUUAGACCUCAAAGAUGCUUUCUUUAGCCUUCCACUGGCACCUAGAAGCCAGCAUAUCUUUGCAUUUGAAUGGAGUGACCCGGAACAAGGCCUCAAUGGACAGUUGACCUGGACCCAGUUACCUCAGGGGUUCAAAAAUUCUCCCACCAUCUUCGACGAGGCCCUGCGUGAAGACCUGGGUGAGUUCUGCCUCCAAAACCCCUAAUUGACUCUGUUACAAUACGUAGAUGAUCUCCUUAUAGUGGCCGAGAUGCAAGAGGACUGCCUAGAUGGAACCAAGAAACUCUUAACUGUUAUAGGGGAACUGGGAUACUGGACGUCUGCCAAAAAGGCCCAAAUCUGCAGACCUGAGGUAAGCUACCUGGGGUACAUACUUAAAAAGGGGCAAAGAUGGUUAUCGGAUGCUAGGAAAGAGACGGUUCUUAAGAUACCUACACCAGAUUCCCCUCAGAAAGUUAGAGAGUUCUUGGGAUCGGCUGGCUUCUGCCGCUUAUGGAUACCAGGAUUUGCAGAGCUUGUGAGGCCCCUUUAUGAGGCAACUAAAGACAAUCAGGCCUUUCAAUGGACAGAAAAACUACAAGAGUUCUUCAACCAAAUUAAGGCUGCCUUGUUGUCAGCACCAGCCUUGGGCUUGCCUGAUGUUACUAAGCCCUUCCACCUCUACAUUGAUGAGAACAAAGGAGUUGCCAAGGGUGUCCUAGUCCAAUACCUAGGGCCAUGGCACCACCCAGUGGUGUACCUCAAAAAACUCGAUCCAGUUGUGUCUGGAUGGACCCCAUGUUUGAGGAUGAUCGCAGCAGUGGCCCUGAUGGUCAAAGAUGCUGACAAGUUGACAUUAGGCCAAGAACUGUGCGUGACCACCCCUCACGCUAUUGAGGGAGUCCUAAAACAGCCUCCGGAUCAAUGGCUCAGUAAUGCCCGCCUGACCCACUACCAGGGCUUACUUCUAAACCCAACCCGAGUUGUUUUUCAGACCCCGGCUGCCUUAAAUCCAGCUACACUGUUGCCAGACCCGGACUUAGAAACUCCACUCCAUGACUGUGCUGAUAUCCUAGCUCAGGUACAUGGGACUCGAGCUGAUCUGAGAGACCAGCCAUGGCCAGAUGCUGAAAAUACCUGGUAUACUGAUGGGAGCAGCUUUGUUCAGGAUGGCCGCAGGUACACUGGGGCAGCUGUGGUGAUGGAAACUGAGGUCAUUUGGGCGAAACCAUUGCCCCCUGGGACCUUGGCACAAUGGGCAGAGCUCAUAGCUCUGACCAAAGCAUUGACUCUAGGACAGGGCCAAAAGUUAAACAUAUAUACAGACAGCUGGUAUGCCUUUGCCAGCGCGCACAUCCACGGGGCCAUCUACAGGGAGAGAGGACUAUUGAUGGCCGAGGGGAGGACUAUCAAAAACAAAGAGGAGAUCCUUGCCCUUUUGACGGCCCUCUGGCUACCAAAGAAAUUGGCCAUUAUUCAUUGCCUAGGACACCAAAAAGGUGACACUCCGGUUGCUAGAGGACAUAACCUAGCUGAUCAGACAGCCUGAAAAGUAGCCCUAGAGGCUAAUUUAACCUUAACCAAUCAGCUGCCCGAUCCAGGAAGUGCUGCCUUGCCAGAAAAACCUCAGUAUACUGAAGAAGAUUUAAAGUGGGUAAAACAAUUACCUAUGCCCCAGUGCCUCAACGGGUGGUGGAAAUCCUCUGAUUGUAAAGUCAUCCUGCCUGAAGCACUGGGAGAACAAGUUCUCUCCAAAAUGCACUGGGCCACCCACAUGGGCACUCGAAAGAUGCAAGACCUCCUGAGACAUGCUGAAAUAAAGAUUCGAGAUGCUAACUCCAAAAUUGAGUGCAUCAUUGCCACCUGCAAAGCCUGUCAAUUGACAAAUGCUACCCACUAUAAAACCAACCCAGGCAAUAGGCUGAGAGGGAACCGACCUGGAGCAUACUGGGAAUUGGACUUCACUGAGGUAAAACCUGGAAGGUAUGGUUAUAAGUACCUACUAGUUUUUGUAGACACUUUUUCAGGAUGGACAGAAGCUUUCCCUACCAAACAUGAAAUGGCAUGCAUAGUGGCCAAGAAACUGCUAGAAGGCAUCUUGCCAAGGCCUCCAAUUUGUUCAUGA
Messenger RNA from Heterocephalus glaber (naked mole-rat), 3834 nucleotides. The record is from RefSeq and is a predicted model, not a curated record. Lineage: Eukaryota; Metazoa; Chordata; Mammalia; Rodentia; Bathyergidae.